Ipomoea nil (Japanese morning glory) is the source of this 1483-nucleotide messenger RNA. Its product is annotated as FAD-dependent urate hydroxylase-like. The transcript has 6 exons. Gene Ontology annotation, molecular function: FAD binding. NCBI's taxonomy places the organism in Eukaryota, Viridiplantae, Streptophyta, Magnoliopsida, Solanales, Convolvulaceae. The coding region runs from base 48 to 1286 and encodes 412 amino acids. The record is from RefSeq and is a predicted model, not a curated record.
GCUUGUUAGUUGGCGACGGGAGAAAAGACAAUUAAGGAGAGCUAAUAAUGGAGAUGACAGAGGACAUUGUUAUAGUCGGCGCUGGUAUUGCCGGUCUCGCUACUGCUCUCGGACUUCACAGGCAGGGGUUGCGGAGCAUAGUUCUUGAAUCAUCGGAGUCCUUAAGAGCCACUGGGUUUGCGCUUGGCUUGUGGACCAAUGCCUGGAGGGCACUCGACGCUCUCUCCAUCGGAGAUUCACUCAGACAACAAUCUGUUCAGAAUAACGAGUUUCAGGUUUUCUCUGCAGAUUCUGGCCUCCCAACUGCUGCUAUACCACUGCAGGUGUAUAAGAACCAACAUUUUGAAAGCCGGUGCAUGAGAAGGAAAGUGUUACUGGAGACAUUACACAAAGAGCUGCCCGAAGGAACUAUAAGGUACUCUUCAAAGGUUGUUAUGAUUGAGGAAUCGGGGCUGUUCAAAUUGGUUCAUCUUGCGGAUGGAUCCGUUAUCAGAACAAAGGUCGUGAUUGGGUGUGAUGGAGUCAAUUCCGUGGUGGCCAAGUGGCUCGGGCUCCAGAAUGCAGUUGAUUCCAAGAGGUCAGCCAUUAGAGGAUUUUUGGAGUGUCCAGAAAAGCAUGGGUAUGAGCCAAAGUUCUAUGCUUUUUUUGGAGGCGGCAUUCGUUUCGGUUUUCUUCCCUGUGAUGAGACGGGCUUGUAUUGGUUUUGCACUUACAAUCAAUCCACUGCCCAAUUUGAUGAAAAUGCAGAACAAGAUCCGGUUAAACUAAAGGAGUUUGUGCUAAGCAAGACUAGGGAUGUGUCGAAAGAAGUGACUGGCAUUCUCGAGAGAACUCCCCUUGACUGCAUUUUCUCCGCUAAGUUGAAGCUGAGACUACCAUGGAAUGUUUUGCUGGGAGAUAUUACCAGAAGCAACAUUUGUGUAGCGGGCGACGCUCUUCAUCCCAUGACGCCAGAUCUCGCACAGGGCGGAUGCUCAGCGCUCGAAGACAGCAUCAUCCUCUCCCGGUGCCUUGCAGAGGCAUUCUUGGCAAAGCCAAGAGGCGACAUUGCAGACGACCAAAACGCCAAUGAAGAAUUCAAUAGGAUAAAAAAGGCUCUCGACAAAUACGCUAAGGAGAGAAGGUGGAGAAGCUCUCUUCUCAUCACUGGUGCUUAUUUGAAUGGUUUCAUUCAAGAGAGUAAUAACAAAGUGAUCAGCUUCCUGAGAGAGAAGUUCUUGGCUCGUUACACCCUGAGGAUUAUGCUAAGUGUAGCUGAUUUUGAUUGUGGGAAACUGCUGUUAUAAAGGGCAAACCGGGUGAAUUCUAGAUGGGGAACCCAACUUUGAAACCCAAUUUUAUGCUGUGUAAUCUGAUAUUAAAGAAAAGAUGAUUCCCUACACCUUCGAGAUUAGAUACUAGUUGCCUUAGCUUUUGUUUGAAGUUGUUUGUCAGCUUAUGUAUAAGAAUAAAUUUUGUCCAAAUAAACUAAGGCUCCAGCAUG